Molecule: messenger RNA, 776 nt
Organism: Maylandia zebra (zebra mbuna)
Lineage: Eukaryota; Metazoa; Chordata; Actinopteri; Cichliformes; Cichlidae
Source: RefSeq, a predicted model, not a curated record
UGCAGCCAGAGGAGGACGGCCCAGCCUGAGGCAGAGGCUAGUGGUCAUAACAGAUGGCGAGGCUCAAGAUGCAGUUAAACGCCCCGCUGAAGAUCUGAGGGCCAAAGGAGUGGUGGUCUACGCCAUUGGAGUGGUGGACGCCAACACCACCCAGCUGCUCGAGAUCAGUGGAUCCCAAGAUAGGAUGUAUGCUGAGAGGGACUUUGAUGCUUUGAGGGACUUGGAGAGUCAAGUGGCUUUGGAGCUCUGUGAUCCGGAGAGAGAAUGCAAGAAGACAGAAAGAGCUGACAUCAUUUUCUUGGUGGACGGCUCCACAAGCAUAACCCUGGAAAAGUUUCGAAGCAUGCAGAAGUUCAUGCAGUCAAUGGUGAACCAAACCACAGUUGGCAAAGACCUGACCCGCUUCGGUGUCAUCCUCUACGCGAAUGAACCCAAGUCUAUUUUCACUCUCAAUCAGUUCAGCUCCAAGCAGGAGGUUUCCCAGGCCAUAAUGGCUCUCAAAUCCCGUAUGGAGACACAGCUGCAGGUGCCUCAGAUCCUCAUGGUAAUUACCGAUGGCGAUGCUACUGACCCACACAGUCUGAAUGAACCAUCUGCGGCUCUGAGAAACAAAGGGGUCACUGUCUUCAGUAUUGGAGUAGAAGGAGCCAACAAGAAACAGCUGGAGGUCAUGGCUGGUCAAGAUAAAGCCAGAGUUUUUUACGUGGAUAACUUUGACGCCCUGGAAAAACUCUACAAAAACAUCACGGAAGUCCUGUGCAACUCCACCAAACCAG